AUGACUGUGAUCGUCGACAGUACCCUUCUCCAGGUGGCAGGUUUGGCUGUGGCCACCUUAGGCUGGGUCCUGUCCAUUACCUCCUUGGUCCUCGUGGAGUGGCGAGUCUGGUACAUGGAGAGCACCUCACCGGGCCUGGCCUGCGUGGGAAUGUGGGGAGUCUGCACCUAUCAGCGCAGCGGCAACUCCAACCAAGUCAAAUCGUGUUACCAGUACCCCUACCACGACACCUUCCUCCCUCUUGAUAUUCGCGUUUCCCAGCACCUCCUGCUGGCCGCCAACAUUCUAGGGCUCUUGGGGAAAACUGCCAUCAUCCUUGCACUUAGGAACAUAAGCAUGGGAAUUCGCCCGAAGAAUGUCACCUGCAGCCCGUUCAUUGUCCCGGGAAUGCUGCACAUCACUUCCAGUAUCUGCAUCACCGUCAUCGUGGUCUGGAAUUACUACUCCGUCAUAAGCAUGGAGGGGAUCCCCUUCCCACCAUCCUACAACUUGCCCUUCAAGCCGGACACUCAGGAAACUGGCAGCGCCGUCUUACUGGCAGCUCUGGCCGCCUUCCUGAUGCUGCUGAGUGGGCUGUUUUACCUCUCUUAUAAAUUCCCCCGGGGCAACAAAGUGCAUCCUGAGGUCUGAAACCGAAUUCCCUAGCUGCUCUGUCUUUGCAAAUCCAUGACUCCCGGGAGGUUGGGGGAGGUAUUACCAAAUGUUUGCAAGGACUCAAGACCAAGGUAGUUGGGACACGAAGAAACCAACUUUUUCUUUUGUUGUCUUCUCUAUCUGAAUUUGAAUCAUUACUUGGUUGAAUUAAGAACCUUCAUUAAAAAAUGUGUAUCU
Tupaia belangeri chinensis (Chinese tree shrew) is the source of this 831-nucleotide messenger RNA. RefSeq names its product claudin-34. Lineage: Eukaryota; Metazoa; Chordata; Mammalia; Scandentia; Tupaiidae. The record is from RefSeq and is a predicted model, not a curated record. Gene Ontology annotation, molecular function: structural molecule activity. The transcript has a single exon. The coding region runs from base 1 to 630 and encodes 209 amino acids. Gene Ontology annotation, cellular component: bicellular tight junction; membrane.